Molecule: messenger RNA, 2547 nt
Organism: Brachypodium distachyon (stiff brome)
Lineage: Eukaryota; Viridiplantae; Streptophyta; Magnoliopsida; Poales; Poaceae
Product: phosphatidylinositol 4-kinase gamma 4
Exons: 5
Coding region: 559-2250 (563 amino acids)
Molecular function (GO): protein binding
Source: RefSeq, a predicted model, not a curated record
CACCGCCACGGGCCACGGCGCGUCGGCGCCACCUACCCUCUUCAAAUCUCCCUUUUCUUGUCGAUGGAACCUUCAAACCUCCCUUUCCAGAUCGAGUGCCAGUCCUUCUUUUCUUGUUCUUCCUGAAUAACAGAAUAAGGCGAAAUUUCCCUCUCGUUUCAGAGGUGGAGCGCGCUCCAUCGGGACUCGUCGCUCCCGUCUCCCGAUUUCAAUCUGACGCAGAAUCCGUUGGUUCACGCGUCUUUCCAUCGGAGUCGGAAACGGACCCGCUGAUGUAUCAUCUCUGAUGCUGUGCUCCACGAUUGGGGCAGCAGCGGGAGCGGACGAGGGAUCCUCGCUGCCCUUAUCCAAUCUCAUAGGGUUGGGUUCGAACACAAUGGGGCACGAGAUGGGACGGUAGGAGCAUUUGCUGCCGCGUUGUGCCCCCUAGGGUUUCCUUGCUAGUAGAAGGAAAUCCUAGGGGUUUUCUCCCAAUGGGUGCUAGUAAUCUGUAGUUUUCGUAAUCCGCCAUUAGUGAUAAGGUUGUUUGCCUUGCUGCGCCACUCGAAGUCAGCAAAGAUGUCGGCUGCGGGUGUUGCUACCCUCAGCCCCCUGCUGGACCAGCUCGCUUAUGUGCCCAAUUGCCUGCACCGGUUGGAACCACUGGAUUCGAUUCUUAUUUUUCUUGCUAUGCCUGGCACGCCACCAAUGCCUAUGCGUGUCCUGAGAUCCGAGUCGAUUGCUUCAGUCAAGCUCCGUAUCCAGAGGUCCAAUGGCUUUGUUGUGACGAAGCAGAGGCUGGUGUUCAGUGGACACGAACUGUCAUGCAACAACUCACAUGUCAGGGACUGUGGACUUGCUGAUGGUAAUGUUCUCCAUCUUGUCCUCCGGUUGGCUGACCUCCGUUCAAUCACCAUCAAGACUGCCAGCGGGAAGAAAUUCAAGUACCAGAUGGCAAGUGGCAGCAAUGUUGGGUAUCUCAAGAAAAAGCUUGCGGCUGAAACUGGGGAGCAACUUGAGAGGCUUGAGGACCAAAGGCUAGUAUGUGAUGGUGAGGAGCUUGAGGACAAUCAGUUGAUCACUGACAUUUGUCGGAAGGGUGCUGCUGUGAUCCACUUAUUCAUCCGAACACCGGCAAAGGUAAAAACUCAGCAGAUUGAUAAGGAUACUGUUGUUACAGUUGUUAAUCCUGAAGGGAGUGACAACUUCCAGAUAGAUGCUUUGGACCUCACUAAACCAGCUAGUGGUGUACAUCCUCCAGUUGAGCCAAUUAUUGUUAACAGGAAGGUGGAGUUGUCACCUGCCGUGAUGAAAAUGAUCAGCUCAACAAGAGCUGGUCUUGAUAACGGAUUCCUUCCUGUGAUGUCAACAGAGGGUUCUGGGGGAGUCUAUUUCAUGCAGGAUCCUUCGGGUCACAGCAAUGUUGCGGUUUUCAAGCCCAUUGAUGAGGAACCAAUGGCCGAGAAUAACCCCAGGGGCUUUCCUUUCUCAGUUGAUGGCGAGGGGUUAAAAAGGGGGACACGGGUAGGGGAAGGUGCAUUGAGGGAGGUUGCAGCGUAUAUUCUCGACCAUCCAAUUGACGGGUGCAAAUCAUCGGAAGCUACUGGAUUUUCUGGUGUACCCCCCACAGCAUUGGUUCGUUGUUCGCAUAAGGGCAAGGGAUUUAAAAUUGGAUCACUGCAGAUAUUUGUGAACAAUCAUGGCAGCUGUGAGGAUAUGGGUCCUCGAGAUUUCCCUGUUCAGGAGGUUCAGAAGAUUGCUGUGCUAGAUAUUAGAUUAGCAAAUGCUGAUCGUCAUGCAGGUAACAUAUUAGUGUGCCGAGAUGGAGAGGAUCACUUGAAGUUGGUUCCAAUUGAUCAUGGAUAUUGCUUACCAGAAAAGUUUGAAGAUUGUACCUUCGAGUGGCUCUACUGGCCGCAAGCCCGUGAGUCCUUCAGUGCUGAAACCACAGCAUACAUCGCAUCACUAGAUGCUGACAAAGACAUCGCACUUCUCAAGUUCUAUGGUUGGAACCUGUCUCCACAAUGCGCCCGAGUUCUGUGUAUCAGCACUAUGCUUCUGAAGAAGGGCGCAGAGAGGGGCCUCGCGCCUUACGAUGUGGGCAGCAUUCUGUGCAGGAAGACAGCCAAUAAAGAGUCUGAAAUUGAGGGCAUCAUCAACGAAGCGGAAGAUGCUGUGCUUCCAGAAACUAGCGAGGAGAUGUUCUUGGAGGCAGUAUCCGAGAUCAUGGACCGUCACCUUGAUAACAUGUUGUCGAAGCUUACAAAGUAGAAUAACUGCUCCAGUUAUUCGAUUGUAUCUGGUUGUAAAUAUUUGUGAUCACUACUAUCAUGUUAAUAAUUAUCUUCCUGAACUUUUUGUGAACAUUAACAAGGUUGUCGCCAUUCAAAAUUAUCAGCUAUGAUGUAGAUGUUUUCUGUGUUUUUUCCAUCGAUGGAUGAUUUAAGGUGUGUUUAUGCCACAACAUAGGGAUUUAAGAUUUGCAUGCAUGUGGGCAAAACUAAAUCCUAGGUUGGGUUUGUAUUUCUUUUAGUGGAAGUUGGAAACUAAGGUCGCAAGGUUUCUUUA